AGGAUGUAGAACAUGUCACAAUACAAUUGCAGAGCUUAUUUUACAUACAGAUGUACAUAUAUUUCAGAAUUGUCAACACAAAUACAACUUUAUUUUCACAUACAGUGUUGUCAACAGAGGUAAACCCAUUUACAGAGUAGAAGGAAUGACCAGGAAGUAGAAGUGAAGAAAUGUAGUGCUGCUCUAAUGUCAAAUGUAAUUUGAUGCAAGGUGAAACAUGUCAUGUGUGCCUAAUACAUUAUUGACUUUAAAUGAGGCCUCUGUAAAGAGGAAAAUGUGUAAAAUAUGGAAUGUUCUCCAGGAAACAAACAACAACCUUAUUGCUUGUGACCAGUUGCUGCAACAUUAUUCAAGCAGAGCAAACUCCAAUGAACACUGUAAUCUGCAGAAUGUAUCAACCCAGACAUCAGUGCCAUCAAAAAUUUCCAGCACAACACAGACUUUUGUUCCUUCAUCAGUAAAUGUGGCAUCUCAGAUACUUUCAUCUUGUGUGAACACACCAAUACAUAAGACCACACAGACAACGUCUUUGCAGAAUGAGGUUACUGAUACAGGGACAGUAAAGACAAAAGACAGUAUUACCCAGACACAGUCCGAACAAGAAGCACAAAGUGUGGGACUGCGGACCCAGAGUUGUGUGUGUUCACUAUUGAGCAGUGAAUUUGAACAGAAUAAAUGUUUGAGGUUAUGUCAUGCACAUUAUAAGGCUUUCAGAUCAUGUGGAGAUUGUGAGUUUACAGAAGUGGAAGAUAAUAAGACUACACAGACAACUGACUGGAUGGAUACAAAGAUGUUGCAGAGGCACCAGAAAAUUGUGGAUUGCUUCUCAAGCCUGGAACAGCACUGCCAAGACAUGGAUCUUAGACUGGGGAGCAUGCUUUCACUGUUGGAGACGCUGACAAGAGAGAUGCAGUCAUCAAUAACGAGAGUUUUUGAGCAGAAGACAGGCCAUGAUUACCAGAUUAAAGAAAAUGAAACUAAAUUUGGGGAAGUUUUGGCUACAGAGGAACACAGACAGAGAGCAGAGGUGUUAGAGUCGGUGGUGCAAUCUGGGUAUGCAGAGCAAGAGAUGCAGAUGCUGUAUAGACAUCUGGUGCAACUGGAGGAGACACUCGUUGCAGAGCGUGAUAAUGUGAUACAGCUACAUGAGCGCAGGGCAUAUCUAUCUUCACAGAUAAAGGAUGCCAAGUGCAACCUGGUAGAGGAGCGAGUCAGCAUGGACUCACUGUUCCUUCAAAUGGUUCACCUCAGUCAGAGAAAUUCUUUCCUGAGAGCAAAACUGUCCUAUUCCCGUGCCCAGUACCACUGCCAGCUGACUAAUGCCCGUCAAAUGCUUGGCUGUCGAAAUGCCAAGGUGAAUCAGUUAAGGAGAGCUCUGGUCAAAGUGCGGGAUCUAUGUCACUCUAUUGAUGGUGGAUACCAGACAGUGCUGUGGGAGAUUGGGAAGCAGAUCCAACUAACAGCAGAGCUGAUAGCAAGAGAACAUGGCUUGGAGUGGUCACACAGACCUACAGUCACUACUUUGACUGCAGCAGGUUUAAGAGAGUGGUAUCAGCAAAUACAGCAUACUACCAUGUGGAUCCAGUUGCAUAUACUUUCAUGUCAAAAUGAUAUUCAACAUUCUUCUCAAGAAGAGUGCAAUGUAACUGACAGGAGUAGCAGUGUAUUCCCACCACAGUACAUGGCAAAUCAGAUGUGCUUAUCAUUGACACCCGUGAAGGCAGAUACAUCUAGUCUCCAUGUGGCUGGGAACAAUUCAGAAUUGUCAUUUGACUUGGAGCUGAGUUUGGACAUGAGUAACACAGUGCAACUAGCUGAUAAGCACAAGGCAGAUCUCUGUAGCACUACUUGUUCCAGCCUCAGUCAGGACUUGAGCAGGCAGCGUGAAACACCACAAGACAGAUAUCAUAUGCAGCACAGAUUUCUAACAAUUCUGGACAACUUGAAGGUCAAGUUGCUUCAACUCACCCACAGUAAUGUUCAGGGAUCUAACACAGCUGCGAGCAUUCAGUGAUACACAUGUCUUAAGCCCAGCAAAUGAAGAAUGCAGUGACUGAAAGUGAGGAGAUUGCAAGUUUACGUUGUCAUAAUUUAUCUCAUUGAAUUCAAAGCCUGUAUCAUUCAUGCAGCUCCUCUCGUGCAUGCCCAAACUCCAGUGCGGUGGUGCACCAUCCUUCUGGAAAGUUACAUUACGUUGCUGAGGGAGGGCAAAUUGUUUAAGCAUCUGGUAAAUGUUCCCAGUUACAGUUGGAUCAUUGAAUAAGGGCACAUUAAUUCUGAUAAUUCUGUCUUUCAUCAUUCCACAACAAAGAUUGACCUUUUUGCUGUCCCUGACAUGUUCCUGAACGCUGUGUGGGGUUUUUUGAUCCCCAGAUGCAUAUGUUGCAGCGAUUCACUUUACCACAGGUAUGAAAGGUUGUUUCAUCUGAAAACAUGGUAAUUGGGGUUCUGAUCAAUAUGGUCAAGCAUCUCGAUGGCAAACUGUUGUCAUUGUAGUCAAUCAUUUGACUGGAAGGCCUGCAUAAUUUGGAUUUUGUACUCACCUCGUAAUAAGUAUCAUAUUUCUUACUUGCUUUCUCCUUAGACACUUCAGAGAAAUGCAGUGUGCAUUUCUUGUAUUGGAUUCAUUAUAGUAGAUGGUGGAACUGAAAUAUAUCUGUGAAUAUUUUAAAAAUUAUGCUGUUUUAAGUGCAUAUGUAAUAAAAUGGAAAUAUAAUAUGUGUUGUUAAUUGAGA
This is a messenger RNA of Zootermopsis nevadensis, 2735 nucleotides long. RefSeq lists its product as uncharacterized. The record is from RefSeq and is a predicted model, not a curated record. NCBI's taxonomy places the organism in Eukaryota, Metazoa, Arthropoda, Insecta, Blattodea, Termopsidae.